AGAGGCAUGCUCUCCACGUCCGUUGCACAACCCAUUGGAUUGGAAGGUGGUUGAACCACGCAGGACGGGGAGCAGCUCGCCCCCUAAGGGAGUGAAGGUUCAGCUCAGGGAUUGUUCCAUCCCUCUCACUCCUGUCUGGUUCAGCCCACCAAUGCUGGAGAUGAUGGACAGUGUCCGUCCAGGCAAUCUUGAUCAGAAGGAGCCCAGUACUUCUGCCAAGGGACCAACGGGGGUCAAGCGUCCUAGGAGCCCUUCUGCUCCAAAGAAGAGCUGUGGAAAUCAGAAGGUGAAGGUGGAGGAGUGGCCUGAACUUCCCAAGGAUGUUUCAGUGGAGGUGGGGGAUUGGCCUGGAGUGCCCAAGGCUGUGGCGGAGGUCCCUGUGGAGCGUCCCCGCAGACGCAUUGUCUUCAAGAAGAGGCGUACUUCUCAGCAGCAGGGUGCAGCUGCAGAUGUUGUGGAGGUGAUGAGUGGACCAUCACCUGUGACCAUUGAAGACUAUCCCCCUCUGCACAGCUCCCCAGACCUCAUCCAAAGUAAGGUCGCUGCGAAUGUUUAUACUUUGCCGGUAACGUUUGAUGCUGGGUCUGUUAGUUCAUGUGAAGAGGAGAUCAUAGUGGUCUCUGAUACAGACAGUGAGGGUUCCAUUUCUUUUGGGUGGACUGAUACUUUGCCAUUACCGGAAGGUUCAGGGUCUGUUGGGGCAGGUGUAGAUGAGGGCACAGUGAUCUCUGAUACAGACAGUGAGGGUUCCAUUUCUUUUGGGUGCUUUGAUACUGUGCCGCGAAGUUUUGGGGUGCGUUCUGUGAGGGGAUCUUUUCAUCAGGGGGAUAAGCGUUUUAAAUAUAGAGGUGUACAGUGUAUGGCAGUAAGUUUGGCUGCCAUGGCUAUGCAUAAGACCAAGAGUGUGUUUUCUUGGCAAUCAAGACAUCUGGACAAGGCUGUUGUUUGUGGUGACAAGAUCUACACAUCUUUGCUUGACAAUAACUUGAUUUGUGGUUGGCACACUAUGCCGUGUAUUCCAGAGUUACCAAAGCAGUUAGAUAGACGUGGCCAUAGUUAUGAUUUUGAGUAUGGCGAUUUUGUGACUGGAGAUGUCAAUGUAGUUGAGGGAGAGUUUAUUGAUGCAGGUGUGUGCACAACUCUCAAGGACGGUUUGGAAAAGAUGUGUAUGGAAUAUGACACAUGCUUUUUCACAUUGUUAUCCCGUACUUGUGGGAUUAUUAGGGAAGGAGAACGGUUUGCUGUUGUUGACUCUCAUGCACGCAGUGCAGAUGGGAUGGUGCAUCCCAAAGGAAAGAGUGUUGUUGUGUAUUUUAGUAGUCUUGAACACUUGAUUCAGCAUGUUAGUUGUUUUGCUGCAGGAUUCAGAGGGACACAGAAGUUGUUUGAGAUUGCUGGUGUUCGUGUCACUGUGAAAGUAGAUGGUGGUGCUAGCCAGUCAUCUUCAGGGAAGAUUGGUGCAAAGCGCAGGACUACUACAAUACCCACUCGUACUUCAAAGAGGGUUAAAAGGAGUGACCCAAUUGAUUCAGAUGUAGCAUUUGUUAGUGAGGUUACAGUUAAGGAGUUGGUGUUUAACCCUGUUCGUAAUGAUGUAGCUCGAACUUUAUGUGACAAAUUACAUGUGGAGUCAGAGAAAGUCGACGAUGUGUUUUCAAUAGUUGGUGUGUUGGGGGCUCCGUGCAAAAAGGACACAAUAGUUGGUGAUGGCAACUGUUUUUUUAGAUCAGUCAGUCAAGCUGUGUGUGGUUCACAAAAGAAUCACAGGAAAAUUAGAUUAGCUGUAGUUAAACAAUUAGAAGACAAUGCUGUAGCCUAUGAGAGCAUUUUGAGAAGUGAGUUCUCGUCAGUGUCAGAAUAUGUCAUUAAGUCAAGGAUGCGUUAUGUCGGCAGUUGGGCGACAGAGGUUGAGAUUCAAGCAGCAGCAGAUUGCUUAGGAGUUUCUAUUUUCACUUACAUGGGUGAUCGCUGGCUUGAAUAUAGUUGUAAGAAUAGCCAGUGUUCCAGUCAGGCAGUGUACUUAGAUAAUGUCAGCGGUAACCACUAUGAGACUGUUGUUUGUGUUCAUCAGCCACAGUCACAGUUUUGUUAUGGUUACUGCAAAGUAGGUGAGGCUACAACAGGCUACAAUUUUAGACAGCACAGUAAAGUAGUGGCACAGCAGGUGGAGCUGUGA
Solea senegalensis (Senegalese sole) is the source of this 2176-nucleotide messenger RNA. RefSeq lists its product as uncharacterized. Gene Ontology annotation, molecular function: cysteine-type deubiquitinase activity. The record is from RefSeq and is a predicted model, not a curated record. NCBI's taxonomy places the organism in Eukaryota, Metazoa, Chordata, Actinopteri, Pleuronectiformes, Soleidae. Gene Ontology annotation, biological process: protein deubiquitination. The coding region runs from base 152 to 2176 and encodes 674 amino acids. The transcript has 9 exons.